Messenger RNA from Zootermopsis nevadensis, 888 nucleotides. NCBI's taxonomy places the organism in Eukaryota, Metazoa, Arthropoda, Insecta, Blattodea, Termopsidae. The record is from RefSeq and is a predicted model, not a curated record.
AUCCAUGUGAGGGUGAUGAAAUCAGUUUCAUCAAAUGUGUUCGACAUGCAGUCAAUUGGGCCCUUGAAAAUGACAUUCUUUAUGUGGUUAAUGGGUGAAGCGUUGUGCGACCACGUACUGCAAAAUGACAACAUCCAGAAACUGAUCCAUUCUAAAGAUCUUCAUUUCGAUCUUGUGAUCGUUGAAGUCUUUAUUAACGAAUGCGUCUUAGGAUUCGCUCAUAAAUUUAACGCUCCCAUUAUACAAGUCUGCACAUACGGAGGAGGAAAUUUCAUGGCUGACUGGGUCGGAAGUCCUAAUCCUUACUCUUACGUCCCCGAUGAGUUCCUUCAUUACAAGGAAGAUAAGAUGAAUUUCUGGGAAAGAAUGUACAAUACAGUCGUUGGUACACUGAGACACGUCGGAAGGCAGCUGAUCCACGUGCCGAAACAAAAUGCCGUGAUGCAGAAAUAUUUCAACUAUACAGACAAAUUUCCACCCGUGUGGGAGCUGGAAUACAGAACGUCCUUGGUCCUUCUCAACUCACACUUCAGUCUCAGCUACCCGAAGCCUCUCUCGCCAAACUACGUGCAGGUUGGCGGAAUGCACGUGAAACCUCCGAAGAAGCUUCCACAGGAAUUGCAGAAAUAUCUUGACGAAGCUCCACAUGGAGUGAUCUACUUCAGCAUGGGCUCAAACCUGCAAAGCUCGGAAAUGCCUGAAUCAAAAAGAAAAGUUUUCCUUGAAGCGUUCUCCAAGUUUAAGCAACGGGUAUUAUGGAAAUGGGAGACGGACUCGUUGCCAGGGCAACCAAAAAACGUAAGGCUCGGGAAAUGGCUGCCUCAAUCCGACAUUCUGGGUGAGCGCUCGUAUAUCGGUAAACUCUGUACGUAAAAAAAGUAAAUUGUC